Sphaerulina musiva SO2202 is the source of this 302-nucleotide messenger RNA. RefSeq lists its product as uncharacterized. Lineage: Eukaryota; Fungi; Ascomycota; Dothideomycetes; Mycosphaerellales; Mycosphaerellaceae. The transcript is spliced from 3 exons. The annotation marks the transcript as partial. The record is from RefSeq and is a predicted model, not a curated record.
AAAAUUUCGGGUACAUUACACAGUACAGCACCUAUAAUACAUCGGGAGAUGGCACGCCUGAGAUCAAUCACCAACUCUAACCUGAACCUGCGGAGGAGGGAGGACAAGGCUGAUGCUGAUGCUGAUGCUGAUAAUCUACGAGCACAGGUGACAGGCGACUGCCAGGACAUCCAUCACAUCACCAACAAUCAAUCAAUCAAUCAUCGCCACCAUGCUGCUGCUGCUGCAUGUAAGCGUAUGUUUACCUAGCACGCUGCACUGGGCAAGCAAGCAAGCAGGAGAACGUGUGAAGAACAAAACUG